AUGAGAGAUUUUGGCGCUUAUCUUCCAAAUUACAGACUAACAUCCCUUUCUGGAAUAAAUACAGAUAUCGUGAGCCCUUCAAAUCAAUUCGUUACAAGCGAUUACUUAUCCACUUCUACUGUUUCUGCAACAUUUCCCGAAUCCGAUACCAGUCAUUUUGGCAAAGGCAAAUUAUCAAUGCACUCUAAACCUCAUUUUGAGAGCAUUUGCGAGAGCAAAAUGACCGAUCUAAACGAAAAGUUCUCCCUUAUAACAUUAUAUAUUGGAGUGGAACUUCUUGUAUUUGUGCUAGUAGGAAUAUUAGCUUUUAUUUUACUUGCAAAACAUAUUAAAGAAUAUUAUAAUAUGUCUCAAAGAGAGAACGAAGUAAGAUUUAGAGAACGUUCAAUCUCAACAGGUAGUAAUGGAAAUUCGAACCAACUUCUAGAAGAAUUGGGAUUGGAUGAGAAGAAUUAUGACAGUGAAGACUAUUAUAGUGAUAGUUUUAUUAGCUAUUAUGCAGGAGAUACAGAUGUAAAGGAGUCAAUGGACCAUUACUAUGCUGAUGAAGUUACAGGGGAGCCUAAGCAUCAUCCUGGAGAUGCAGAAGAUUUCAGUUUUGAUAAUACUUACAUGAGUUCUUUACAAAGCUCCGCAGCCCCAAAGAACCUAUCGAAUUCUCCAUUUGUUGUGAGAAAGUUUAGAACAGGAAAGCGACUCUCAUCAUGCUCCAUUAAUACUUAUGAAGAGUCCUGUAAGUUAAAGCAGAACUGUCCUGAAUAUCUUGAGACAUAUUUGAACAACUGCCUUGGCAACGAAAACAUUGCAAAUACAGAAGAUGUAGAGGUUGAUUUUGAUGAAUUGGAUAUUGAUCAGGAGUAUAUUGAGAUUCAUACGGCUGAAGAAAUCACAGAAAGAAUUGGGACUAUUCGUGUUGCUAUAUCGCUUGAACUCGACGGAGUAAAUGAUAUUGUCAAAGAAGUAUUUACCAAGCAUAAUAUAUGGUGCAGACUACUGGACAGCGAAGAAACCGAAAACAGGCUUCGUAGAGCCGCAUUUCAAUUGAUUUCAGAUCUAGUUCAAUAUCAAGACGAAACGGAGGUUUUAGAUGGAGAAAUCUACUUUCAACUUGCCCACAGUAUGCUCAAGGGAGUUUAUCAUUUGAUUAGCAGACCGCAGGAAACCACAGUGGAUUUAUUUGGAUCCACUAUGAGAUCUCUUUAUUAUGUCACGGCAUCUAUAGCUAUGCAAGACUUUCUGGAUAUGUUCUUCGAAAAGUGGUAUAGGGGCAGACAAUACGAGAAGCUAUGGGAGGUGAAAUGUGAGAUAUUCAAGUUGUUGCUAGUUGCCUCGUACAAUGAGAUCGUUUGCAACCAUGAGUUAUAUCAGGAAAUUGACAGAAAGCUCAAAUUAAUUGACUUGCCUCCAUCGGCAAAGUAUAAAGAGCUCUUACUGAUAUGGGAAGGAAUGAUACCGGAAAAGGAAAUAGGAGAGGAGAAUUUGAUUAUGAGAGGAAGCCCUUUUAAGAGAAAGUUGUCUACAUCAAGAAAUAUAUCAUCGGGAAGAUCAAAGAGACCAAGAGCACUAAGAGAUCUAACCAAUAUCAACUGA
Molecule: messenger RNA, 1590 nt
Organism: Brettanomyces nanus
Lineage: Eukaryota; Fungi; Ascomycota; Pichiomycetes; Pichiales; Pichiaceae
Exons: 2
Coding region: 1-1590 (529 amino acids)
Source: RefSeq, a predicted model, not a curated record